UUCAUUUCCACAGAGAUACAAGAAAUGGCAUCUUUCAACAAAUUUAAAAACGUGCUAAUGUUGGCGUUUGACUGGAUCCUGUAUGGUGCUGGUGUUGCAGGUCACUGCCGAGUCGCUGUAACACAGCCCGGGUUUCAGCAAGCUGACUCCUCCAUGAAGAACGUGUCCCUAACCUGCUCCUUCUCUGCCUCUGGAUGCUCCUCGUCCCCACCUGAAGUUCUGUGGUUUCGUUUUUUAACUAAUACACAUCAGGAUUUGUGUACUCCUGGAUGCACAGAUCAUCAGAAGUAUAAAGUGCAUUCAUCGGGAAAUAACAUCUUACUUCAGAUAAAAGAUCUGACUGUAAAUGACAGCGCUGUUUAUAUCUGUGGAAUAGCAUUUUCAGACUCAGAUUCACCCCUUUCUAAACAAACAGGAGAUGGAACAGUACUAACAGUAACAGGAUCAGGGAAGCAGCUCAGCAAUGGAAAACUCAUCUCCAUGAUCAUCGCCUCGUCCUUACUGUUCCUGUACAGCUCUGCUGUGCUCAUUUCCUUUGUGGUCUACAAGUUAAAACCAAAGCUGCUAAAGAAAAGUGGAAAAGACCAGACAACAGAGAACUGUAAAAUAAAUAGCGGCCGGAAAGUUUUUCAAGCAAUUGCUCAAGAACUUCAAAAGCAGAGAUUUGCUCAACACUGCCAACAGCCUGAUGAUUUGGAAGAUGACACUGUUUAUCAGAACAGAUGAGCACAUGCAGCACUUCAGAUUUUUUCAACUCUGCAUGCAAAGGAGCAGGUGAGGAAGUUAAGCUUCUUCACAGACUUCCUUUGCUUUAAAGGAAGAGGAGAAAACCUUGCAGGGCAGUGUUCUUCGGGAGUAUUUUCUAAACAGAUCACCAGAACCAAGUGCAUUGUACCUUACAUCUGUGUUACAUAUUCCAUUUUCCAUUUACAAGAACCCAGGGAAAAGACUUCAUCUUUGUAAGAUAACUGCUGAUGUUUCAUAAAAGUUUCCUUUUUUUAGUUUAGAUUUAAUUCUGUCUUCUUUUUUUCUCUUUACAUAAACUUUUAUGUAAUCCUGUUACACGAAACAGGAUGUGAAAAAUGUUUGACAAUUGACAGCAACA
This is a messenger RNA of Onychostruthus taczanowskii (white-rumped snowfinch), 1105 nucleotides long. RefSeq names its product immunoglobulin superfamily member 6 (gene IGSF6). The transcript has 6 exons. The coding region runs from base 25 to 726 and encodes 233 amino acids. The record is from RefSeq and is a predicted model, not a curated record. NCBI's taxonomy places the organism in Eukaryota, Metazoa, Chordata, Aves, Passeriformes, Passeridae.